Messenger RNA from Staurois parvus, 357 nucleotides. The record is from the annotation of a GenBank genome assembly. NCBI's taxonomy places the organism in Eukaryota, Metazoa, Chordata, Amphibia, Anura, Ranidae.
CACAGGGGCGGACUGACAACUCAUGGGGCCCCUGGGCAAUAGGGGAUCAUGGGGCCCGUGUCCUCACCCCAAACACAAACCACACCCAAAAAAGCCUAUGAAGGGUACCAGGGGCAUCUCAUGGGGCCCCCUACUGACCCCGGGCCCCUCGGGCAGUGCCCGAGUUUCCAAAUGGUCAGUCCGCCCCUGUCCACCACUGUUGUCUUACAUGGACGUCCAUGCCUUUUUAUGUUGCUGAGCUCACCAGUGUGUUCUUCUUUCCUCAGAAUGUACCAAACUGUUGAUUUGGCCACUCCUAAUAUUGAUGCAAUCUCUCUGAUGAUUCCUUACAAUGGCCUGUUUCACUUGCAUCCCACA